GUUUGGGCGCGCGCUCUGCAGCGGGUCAUGGUGGGAAAUUUGUAUCGUCUCUGGAACAGUGUGGCGUGCGCGCGCUGUAUUCUGACAAACUAUGGCUCUAAACUACCAGACGUCGACCCUUUCUUUGACUUUGCCAAUUUCGUGUCAGAUAUGUUUAGGAAAGGUCAGACAGCCUGUGAUUUGUGCCAACUACCACGUGUUCUGUUCCUCCUGCAUGGAAAUGUGGUUAAAGAAAGCCAGCCAGUGUCCUGCCUGCAGAGUCCCCAUCACAGCGGAGAAUCCCUGCAGAGAAAUCAUUGGCGGUACAAACGAAAGUGAUCAUAGCGAGAGUGCUUCUACAAGGAAAUGUCUUAGAAAAACUAGAGGAGAAUUGCUUUUACGGGAGUAUGAGGAAGAAAUUGAAGGACUCAUUAGAGAGAAUGAAGACCUGAAAUCAAAAAAUCUAAGCUUGGAGGCACAGUUGAAGACUGCUUUGCAUCCAAGCAGCAUUAAUACAAUGCAAAGUGGCGACAAAAAGGUAGACGCCCACAUCCUGGAAGAAUGGACCAACAAGCUGCGAACUGCCUCCGAUGUUUGCGAUAAAGUCAAGCAGGACAUGGAUAAGCUUAAAGAGGCAAAUAAGGGAUUACGAUCUCAAAAUAUCGAUCUUGUACAAGAAAAUAUGAGAUUGAAAGCAGAGGUGGCAAGCAGAUCUCCUCAGAAGUUUGGUCGUUACACAGUGGCAGCACUAGAAGCUAAAAUCCAGCAGAACGAGCGUGAUGUAGACCACUUGAAGAGGGCUCUGGAGCGAAGUGACCAGUACAUUGAAGACCUGGAGUCUCGGAUCAGAAAGUCUGAAAAAUGUUUUGAUGGGCAGGAAGCCUGUGCAAGUAGCAAGGGUGGAUCAGACACACUCACACAGCAACAGAAAAUCAAUAUGAUGAUGAGAAGCUUGAGUGACACUGAAAGGCAGUUGAUCUGCAGUAAUCCAGAGACGGAAUGCCCAACAUUUUCAAGCAAUCGCAGUUUGGCAUACGUGCCUUCUGCAGAUAACAAGGAGUUUAAUAAAAGUCAAACUAAAGAUCAGAAAAAUGAACAUUUAGAAUACAACUCUGAUUUUUUGCCCACCACUCCCUCUUCCGCCUUCCGAUCCUUGACGCUGAGGAGCCCUGGCAUCCGUGAAAAAAAAGUUGCAUUUAAGCCUAUGUCCCAUCUGAGGAGGCUAGACUUUGAGGAGUUUCCUAGUCCCACAAAGAGUAACGGCAACAUGGAGGAUCAAUUCAGCAGCACUGAUAAAUUUACCAAAGAUUUGCCUUCAGCUACUAUGGACCAUUCCAAGUCUGGCUUCUGGGGUGGCUGGCAAAGUUCUAAUUCUAAUGAGCAGUCAUGCCCAGGUGCAAGUAAAGAAAGCUCAAUUAAAGGGUCCACAUCCAUUAAUCCUGUAGUUGAGACCAAUAGCUUCCACAUGUCCAGUGAGGCCUCCAUGGAUGCAGCCUACCUGGACAAAAUCUCUGAGUUGGAUAGCAUGAUGUUGGACGGAGAAAGUUCCAGUAGCCGGGGGUCACAGCUCUCUCUGGCUUCCUUUCCUGCCAUAGACCUAGACAACACUGUCAUCCCAGAACCACAAACCUGCCCUGUUGUUUUAUCGAGCCACAGUGGCAAACCUGUGCUGCAGUGUGACCAGCCAACCCAUCCACAGCGUGACAAUAUGGAUGCCACCUUGAAUAGCACAGAGGCUCCAAAAGGCUCAGCAGAGGAAAGUUUUACUGGAGUGGUGUCAGGUAGGGAGAGUGGUGCCCAUCUUGUUGGUUGUGCUGGGUAUGAAGGGGCCUCUCAGGCUGAAGAAUUGUCUUUUGACUUGCUGUUUGAUCCGCAGGAAGGGAAUAAGCCAGGUCCCUCUGGCUCUCUCAGUCCAAGCCAAGACCAUGACAGUUUAAACUCCCCUACCUCUUCCUCCUCCAGCUACACCGGUAGACCUGUGAACACAAGAGAAAGCUUUUCACUAAAUAUCAGCCAGCCAAUAAAGAGAAAGUCUCACAGUCCUUUUAACAUAAGCAGUCCCACAAAGCUUUCAAAGCUCAUGUGAAGGGGUUAAAAAGCAGGAACUCAGUUCACUGUACUGUGCACUGUUGUGUUCUAGUCAGGUUUGACAACCACACAUGGCUCGAAAUACUAACUCCAGUGUUGCUUCAAGAUAUAUUUGUGUAUGUGAUGCUUGGUAAUAAACGUCUAGUAUUGUAAUUUUGUCCACUGUGGUGGUUCAUAGAUUAAUGGAAACUGUAACUGGUUUCUUAGGUUCUGUAGUGCACUGGUUUGUCUGGCCUGAAUAUGUGUAUGUGUUGUAAUUGAACGACCACCUCUGUGCUGUUCACUGUAGUAAAUUGCUCUUGUCAUUGUCAUCUUUGUAUGACAUGCAAUACUAAGACAAGUGAACAUGAGAAACAGUCAUUUGAAUUAAGUAAUACAAAAAAUAAAAUUAUACAUUGACACAAUGA
Molecule: messenger RNA, 2474 nt
Organism: Betta splendens (Siamese fighting fish)
Lineage: Eukaryota; Metazoa; Chordata; Actinopteri; Anabantiformes; Osphronemidae
Gene: obi1
Product: ORC ubiquitin ligase 1
Exons: 6
Coding region: 92-2065 (657 amino acids)
Biological process (GO): regulation of DNA replication; protein monoubiquitination
Molecular function (GO): ubiquitin-protein transferase activity
Source: RefSeq, a predicted model, not a curated record